CUAGAGAAAAGGAGAAUGUUUUCGUCAACUUAAUGACAAAAUUUUCCCCAGAUAAAUGAAAAAGUGUUUAUAAAGAGCGUAAAGAUUGAGGGGGAUAAAGAAAAUGGUCAAAAGGGAGCAGAGGGGAGCAACAACGGCUCAACCUCUGCUCUCUCACCGACCAAGAAAUUCGUGACCUUGGAAAUGGAGACACCAGGCGGCUCAGCCGGGGAGACGCCUUUAUAUGGCGGCUCCUCCAUGGAGCCGACUGAGCUUCAUUCGGCUCCAUCUGCCAUGCUGGCGGAUUACCCGCCAGUGCAUGGCUUUCAGGAUGCGAAAAAUUUAGUUUGCAUGGAAUCAGGGAAAUUAUGGGCAAUUGCAGGUCCCAUAGCGUUUAAUAUUCUGUGUAAUUAUGGGAUUAAUUCUUUCACAAGUAUAUUUGUUGGACAUAUUGGUGAUGUUGAGCUCUCUGCCGUUGCCAUUUCUUUAUCGGUUAUAGCAAAUUUCUCAUUCGGCUUCUUGUUAGGUAUGGGUAGUGCACUUGAGACACUAUGUGGACAAGCAUUUGGUGCAGGCCAAGUAGAAUUGCUAGGAGUUUACUUACAAAGAUCAUGGAUAAUCCUUGUUGGUUCAUGCUUCUGCAUAAUGCCACUCUACAUCUUCUCAGCACCAAUAUUAAAGCUUCUAGGCCAAAGACAUGACAUAGCAGAAUUAGCUGGAAAAUUUUCAAUUCAAAUCAUACCUCAAAUGUUCUCCCUCGCGAUCAACUUCCCAACCCAAAAAUUCUUGCAAGCACAAAGCAAUGUCGCGGUUCUUGCUUGGGUUGGAUUCAUGGCUUUGAUCGUGCAUAUCGGUGUGCUCUUUCUUUUUGUUAGAGUUUUUCGAUGGGGCGUUACUGGUGCUGCUGCUGCAUAUGAUGUUUCUGCUUGGGCUAUUGCUUUGGCUCAGGUGAUUUAUAUUGUUGGUUGGUGUAAAGAUAGUUGGAAGGGGUUGUCUUGGUUGGCAUUAAAGGAACUUUGGCCCUUUGUAAAGCUUUCUGUUGCAUCAGCAGUUAUGAUUUGCUUGGAAAUUUGGUAUUUUAUGACCAUCAUUGUUUUAACUGGUCAUCUUGAGGAUCCUGUCAUUGCUGUUGGUUCUCUUUCUAUUUGUAUGAACCUUAAUGGAUGGGAAGGCAUGUUGUUCAUUGGUAUUAAUGCAGCAAUAAGUGUUCGCGUAUCAAACGAGCUUGGAUCGGGCCACCCAAGGGCUGCAAAAUAUUCAGUUUUUGUCACAGUGGCUGAGUCACUCAUAAUUGGGAUAGUUUGCAUGAUACUAAUCAUAUUAACAAAGGACCAUUUUGCUAUGCUUUUCACAAGCAGUGAAAAAAUGCAAAAAGCUGUUUCUAAGUUAGCAUAUCUUCUUGCUGUAACUAUGCUGCUUAAUAGUGUCCAGCCAGUUAUAUCAGGUGUUGCUGUUGGAGGAGGAUGGCAAGCACUAGUGGCAUACAUUAAUUUGGCUUGUUAUUAUGUAAUUGGCCUCCCACUUGGAUUCCUCCUAGGCUAUAAAACAAGGUUGGGAGUUCAGGGAAUAUGGAUGGGCAUGAUUUUUGGAACUUUUCUGCAAACUGUAAUUCUUUGUGUUAUUGUAUACAAAACCAAUUGGAACGACGAGGUAGCACAAGCAUCAGAGAGAAUGAGAAAAUGGAGUGGAAUUUCUGAUGAAGCGGACACUAAGUAAAAAGUUCAUAUCAAAUUCAAGAGAUGACACUGUCCUAUUGACCGAGUAGAAGAUUGACAUCACAGAUAUUCGUAGUACAUAAUCCCAUGCAAUUUUUUAAUUAUUCUUGUAGACAUUAAUGCCAACUUUAACUUUCUUUUUUUCUUUAGGUAUAUGUAGAUGAAAAUGUUAAUGUAAAGCUAGAUCUAUUUUCACAUACUUUUUUUUUCAAAUGUUAUUAAAUAUUUUCUUUAAUAGGUGUG
Nicotiana tabacum (common tobacco) is the source of this 1937-nucleotide messenger RNA. Its product is annotated as protein DETOXIFICATION 34-like. Gene Ontology annotation, cellular component: membrane. Gene Ontology annotation, biological process: xenobiotic detoxification by transmembrane export across the plasma membrane. Lineage: Eukaryota; Viridiplantae; Streptophyta; Magnoliopsida; Solanales; Solanaceae. The record is from RefSeq and is a predicted model, not a curated record. Gene Ontology annotation, molecular function: antiporter activity; xenobiotic transmembrane transporter activity.